AUGACGGGCAAAAGGGUAGUAGUCACCGGUGCAUCUGGCUUGCUCGGCAGGGCCGUCGUCAAGCGCUUUGAGGCGAAGGGUGAUAAAGCUGAACAUACUGUCAUCCGCCUGGCGUUCAGUCGCGCGAAUGAAGGGUAUACCAAGCUUGAUUUGAUGGAUGAAGGCGCGGUGGAAGCGUUCUUCAGUGAGAACAAGGUCGAUGCUGUUAUACACUGCGCGGCAGAAAGGCGACCAGACGUGGCAGAAGCGGAUCCCGAGAAGGCUGCUCGUAUCAAUGCAGCUGUUCCGGCCCACCUAGCCAAGCUCUCACAGCAACAUGGCUUCCUUUUGAUCUACAUCUCGACCGACUACGUAUUCAACGGCCGAAGUCCGCCGUACGAAGUCGAUGACAAGCCCGAUCCUCUGCAAAUGUACGGCCGACAGAAGCUCGCAGGGGAGCAAGAGGUCCUGAAAGCUCGUGAGGCGGGGGCAAACGUCGCUGUCCUGCGCGUUCCUAUCUUGUACGGGCAAGUGACGUAUAACGCUGAGAGCGCCGUCAACAUCUUGCAAGAUGUUAUGUCCAGCUCUCAGCUUCCUGUCUAUGGAUCAGCGGAAGACAAGCUGACGUGUUUAGUCGUGGAGGACCAGUCUGGCAAAGAGUACAAGAUGGACGCCUAUCAGGUUCGCUUCCCUACGAACGUCUCGGACGUCGGACGCGUCCUCGUCCAUCUUACGCACCUUGACAAAGCCCUCCCGCCCAUCCUCCAUUACGCCUCCCCCGCCCCGUCAUUGACCAAGUACGACAUGACCACCAUCAUCGCCUCUGCGCUCAGUUUACCCAUCAAGCACGUCAUUCCCGAUCGCAACAAGCCCGAGUCAAAGCCAGGACAGACCGAGCGACCGGAGAACACGCAAUUGAGCACAAAGGCGUUACAGGAUCUAGGAGUAGAUGUGAGCGAGGAGCAGGAGUUCGAGGAGUGGUGGAAGGCGAAUGCGGAGCUUCAUCUCGAGUGGCGCUCGGAUGCGCUCGAGAGGCUCAACUAG
This is a messenger RNA of Dioszegia hungarica, 1023 nucleotides long. RefSeq lists its product as uncharacterized. Gene Ontology annotation, biological process: S-adenosylmethionine biosynthetic process. The transcript has 9 exons. NCBI's taxonomy places the organism in Eukaryota, Fungi, Basidiomycota, Tremellomycetes, Tremellales, Bulleribasidiaceae. Gene Ontology annotation, molecular function: methionine adenosyltransferase regulator activity. Gene Ontology annotation, cellular component: methionine adenosyltransferase complex. The coding region runs from base 1 to 1023 and encodes 340 amino acids. The record is from RefSeq and is a predicted model, not a curated record.